Molecule: messenger RNA, 1495 nt
Organism: Coturnix japonica (Japanese quail)
Lineage: Eukaryota; Metazoa; Chordata; Aves; Galliformes; Phasianidae
Gene: XPA
Product: XPA, DNA damage recognition and repair factor
Biological process (GO): UV-damage excision repair; nucleotide-excision repair, DNA damage recognition; base-excision repair
Cellular component (GO): nucleotide-excision repair factor 1 complex
Molecular function (GO): damaged DNA binding
Source: RefSeq, a predicted model, not a curated record
UCGUGUGCGCAGGCGCAGUGCGGCGGCGGCUCGCUGAGGGAAGGGCGAGCCGCGCUCCGUGCGGGGGGGACCGGCAAAGCUCCUCCGCUCCGACGCCGCCAUGGCCGGGCUGGAACACGGCACACAUGGAGGCACGGAGAGCGAACGGCCCGCUAUCUCGGCGGCGGCGAUGGCGCGGAUGGAGCGGAACCGGCGGCGGGCAUUAGCGCUGCGGCAGGCGCGGCUGGCGGCCCGACCGUACCCAGCCGCAGGAGGAGCGAGGGUACGGGGACCUGCCAAGGACGUGGACACGGGAGGGGGAUUCUUCCUGCAGGACGAGGAGGAGGAGCAGCACAGCGCCGACAGGAUCGUGCAUCCCCCCGCCCCCGUGCUAGAAUUUGACUAUCUCAUCUGUGGAGACUGUGGCAAAGAAUUCAUGGACUCGUACCUAAUGCAGCACUUUGAUUGGGCCACGUGCGAUAAUUGCAGAGAUACUGAAGAUAAACAUAAGCUCAUCACAAGGACAGAAGCAAAAGAAGAGUAUCUGCUUAAAGACUGUGACUUAGACAAGAGGGAGCCGGUGCUUAGGUUCAUUGUGAAGAAAAACCCUCAUAAUCCUCGAUGGGGUGACAUGAAACUGUACUUAAAACUGCAGGUAAUCAAGCGUGCACUGGAAGUGUGGGGGAGUGAGGAAUCCUUGCAAGAAGCAAAGGAGCAGCGCCGCGACAGCAGGGAGAAGAUGAAACAGAAGAAGUUUGAUAAGAAAGUUAAAGAGCUUCGCCGUGCGGUGAGGAGCAGUUUGUGGAAGAAGACAACUAGCAUCCAUGAGCAUGAAUACGGACCAGAAGAAAACAUUGACGAAGAUACAUACAAGAAGACGUGUACUGUAUGCGGCCAUGAAUUAACGUAUGAAAAGAUGUAACGUUGAUCUGUUUGUUAAAAUUAAUUAUCAUCAUUUUUAAUCGUAUUCUUUAUUAAAGAAAUGGCGAUUGGGAACAAGCUGUUAUCAAGCCCCAUGAAUAAUGCAGUGAGUUCUGCACAGAAGGUUAGGACUUCUCAGCUAGAUCUUGGGGUACAGCAUGCACUUCUGUAACAGGCUGGAAAUGGCUGCCUUGCAGGACGAGAAGCUGGCACUGUUACACUCAUUUUACAUGCUGAUGAAAUUUAAACAAGGUAAUUUUCCCUUGACUCGUCAGAGCUGAAGGAAGUCUCUGUAGUUGCUCCAGCUGAUGUCGGUUUGCCUCUCUGUGUCUCAGGCAGCCAGUUCCUAAGCUCCACCCAAGCGGUUAGAGUGCCACAAGGCUGGUUCUCCCUGCUGGUGGAGAUGGAGACCUCCAUCUUGAGAGAGGUUUCCUGUUUCAUGGGGAUUUUCAAAGGAAAGCACGGUGCUACAGCGUUCAGACAGGCUGCUGCCAUUUGUGUACUGUGAUGGCCUAAGUAUCCUUUACUGAUUUCUUUCACAUUUUGGACCAAAAAGAUGACUCUUAAUAAAGUAAAAGCAUGUCUUCAUUUACCA